CCCGAGCACAGCCGCACAGACAUAAUGAUCCAGAUGUACAAGUAUAUAAGACCAAAGAUCUGGUGGCACCUCCACCUGAAGGCUGAUCACCAAACAGAGGUUCAGGUAGAGUCCUAAGGAUGGGAGACAAAGGAACAGAAACAGGAGUAGCAGCCAUGGCAGCUUGCUACCAGAGAUUUGAUCCUGCAGCGUAUCUUCAGUAUAACUACACGCCACCACGGGCAGAUUUUGAGAGGAAGGACAGCAUUGUUCCAUGGAAACUGGAGUGUCUGCACAGAGCUUUCAAUGAAGGUAAGGAGACGAGGUGAUUGCUCAUUAAAACUCUAUGCACUAUGCCAAACUAAUCAGUCAACCCCUCCCUUAUAGGUGAUGUGAGUGGUGAGCUGCUGGUGGACAUAGGCUCAGGUCCAACCCUCUACCAGGUGCUCAGUGGCUGUGAGGUUUUCAACCAAGUCCUCCUCACAGACUUCCUGGAGGUUAACAGGCAGGAGCUGAGGCACUGGCUUCAGGAUGAGGGAAGCUGCAGUCUGGACUGGACACCCUAUCUGCAGCAUGUCUGCAAACUAGAGGGACGAAGGUAAGAACACAUCCAUCAAAGUCAGUCUGAAAUUUGAGAUACUUUAAAUAUUUGUAAUCUAUUGUGAAACAUAAAGCCCUCCAGAGGAAACAAUUUGUCUAUCUUAUGAAAGACUUUGAAAAGAUACUUUUUUAAUGGCAAUUUUGAGUUUCUUUCUUGUCUUUCACUUUCUUUGCAGAGACACCAUUUUCCCCUUAUAAUUGGUUUCACAAUCUUGAGAAUGGAUCAGUCAUUUUCUUUAGAGAAUCAUCAAAUCUUAUGUUUUAUACUGGUUUUCAUGAAUAAUGAGUGCACUGUGACUUAAUUCAGUGAUUUGGGAAAACCAUUCAUUUGAUAAGAGGGGACACAAGGACAAUUUUGGAAACAACCUUUAUGUCAAGUUUGAAGUGUAUAAAUUCAGCCAUGCCAGUGGGACUCGGGAGUUGAGCUUAAAUUUGAUGCAUUUUGCAAGUGAACCUACGAGCAGCGAUAAUGCAAGCAUGCUGCGAGUAAUAUCAACAUAUCGACAACUAGCAAGGUAAUAGCAAUUAGCAUCAGUUUAUGGGGAACUACUGUAUAAAUUCAGUGCAACAGUUUUGCUAGAGAAACUGCCAGUAGGGGAGAGUGGGGUAAGAUGAGCCAUUUUUCGUAUUUCGGAUCACUACAUCAAGGCAACCGUAGUUUUGUCUCUAACUAGUGUAUCUGCAUAUAUUUCAAGAUGUUGUGCAUCCCUACAAACCAACAGAAUGAGUGUAAACAGAACUGUCUUGAUAUUAUAGCAUGACAAAAAAAGUGGUCUCCUAUGGUCAACUUACCCCUUGUAUGGGGUAAGUUGACCAUAGGAGUGGGGUAAGUUGAGCCGUAUCCGUAUGAAUUAAUGCCCAUCUCCUAAAUAUUUGGUCACAUGAUCAAUUUCUUUUACUAUUUCCAAACAACAGAGGGUGGCUCAACUUACCCCACUCUCCCCUACCAGAAAAGCAAGUAGUGAUACCAGCAUGCUGAUAGUAACCAGAUUCAUAUUAUCCAUGCUGUUGUCUUAUUUUAGCAUAUGAACUAUGGCUAAUGGGACACUUCUGUUUUGUUGUAAGAUCAGUGCUAAUGUUUGCUUGCAACCCUACUAAGGGUAGCAAUGCAAUAAGGUUAAUACCAACAUGCUAAUGGUAAGCAAGACAACUUUUUACCCGUGUUUAUAAGCUAUGCGAUCCAAAACACAAAGCACAUAGUUCAGAUUGAAGGGGAUUAUUGAUAGAUUUACACUUUUUGGAUGCUUGGAAAUUUCUCUAGCGUCUAUUGAAACAUUAUGCGCAAAGCCAAAGCUUGUCACAUGGUGGUGCCACAGCAAAAAUCAAACCAUCUUGCCUUCCCUAAAGCUGGGCCCCUUAUUUAUAACUAAUUCACACUCAAAUAUUACAACUUUGCAUCAUAAGUUGGUGACUGCAUAUGUCUCCUCCAGGCCCUCAGCAUGGACUGAGAAAGCUGCCAAACUAAGGCAGGCCAUCACUGACAUCCUCCCCAUUGACGUGCACCGCCCUCAGCCUCUAGCCAGCGACAUCCUUCCCUCUGAAGGGGCCGACUGUCUCGUCUCCUGCUUCUGCUUAGAGAGCGUCAGCCCUGACCUGCCUGCCUUCAACCGGGCCCUGGGUCACAUUGGGAAGCUCCUGCGGCCCAGUGGCCACCUGCUGCUUAUUGGGGCCCUGGGAGAGAGUUACUACUUUGGUGGGCCUGGGGUUAAGAUCCCUGUAGUCCCGCUGAACGAGGCCCAGGUCUGUGCUAGUCUGAGUGAAAACGGUUACACCCUGAUCAGGCUGGAAGUUUACACACUGCCCCAGGACAUGAGGGUGGGGGUGGAUGAUGUGAGUGGGGUGUUCUUUGUGAAGGCAAGGAAAGAUUAA
Messenger RNA from Xyrichtys novacula (pearly razorfish), 2448 nucleotides. Lineage: Eukaryota; Metazoa; Chordata; Actinopteri; Labriformes; Labridae. The record is from the annotation of a GenBank genome assembly.